Messenger RNA from Paramacrobiotus metropolitanus, 2885 nucleotides. RefSeq lists its product as uncharacterized. The coding region runs from base 219 to 1571 and encodes 450 amino acids. The record is from RefSeq and is a predicted model, not a curated record. Gene Ontology annotation, molecular function: nucleic acid binding. Gene Ontology annotation, biological process: DNA integration. The transcript is spliced from 9 exons. Lineage: Eukaryota; Metazoa; Tardigrada; Eutardigrada; Parachela; Macrobiotidae.
AGAGUGGUGAUUUAUCAACGUGACUGCCGCCUCCUGAACCGGAAGCCUAAUUUCCGGACUUCGAAGAAUUUUCUGAGUUCUUGUACAUUCCAAUUCCACCCUACCAGUUCCAAUGAUUUUUUCAGUUUGCGUACUCGGUUGUAAGACGUGCGGAGCGUUAUUUAAUAGUCCAGAAUGGGGAUCAGGAUCAAGAUGGCGUUGACGGAGCGCUGACGCAGAUGGAUUAUUUGCUUGGAUAUACGAGAGAUAUCUGCGAAAAUAUUCCGGAGGAGCGGACGGUGCAAGCGCAAGAGCUUUUUGAUGUGUUAAUAAACUACUCCAGUCGCUUACGGGAUCUACUGCAAGAAGACGAAAACGGGACUGUGUCCGUUUUUCCCAUCACGCAGCACACCAAAGUAGAUGGAAAAAUAUUCCUUCCGGAGGAUGAUUUAGCUGAUCUGCGGUUCGAGGGAUUUACUGUGAAUGAUAUUGCUGAGCUGUAUGGAGUUUCUAAGAGGACCGUCACGUACAGAUUGGCAGAUGCUGGCUUGAAUAGGAAAUACUCGGAAUUGAGUGAUGUGGAUUUGGAUCGCGUGAUUGUGGACAUUUUAAAUUCGUUCCCGAACGUAGGAUAUCGUUACAUUAACGGCCAGUUAAAAUCAGGAGGUUUAACAGUUCAACGCACGAGAAUUCUGGCUUCUAUGAGAAGAGUGGAUCCUUAUGGCAUAGCCAACCGGUUUUUCCAUUUUGUUCCUCGCCGCGUUUAUUCAAAUGCUGGACCGAACGCGUUGUGGCACAUUGAUGGCAAUCACAAGUUGGUCCGCUGGGGAUUCGUAAUUCACGGUAUUAUUGACGGUUAUUCUCGGACGGUUAUUUCCCUCGUCGUUGCAACGAACAAUCGGGCAAGCACAGUGCUGCAAGCCUUCCUCGUUGGUGCUGAAGCUUGGGGAGUACCGUCCAGAGUGAGAAGCGAUUGCGGCGGAGAAAAUUUCGGAGUUGCACGCUGGAUGGAGCAUUAUAUGGGGCCGAACCGCGCCAGUAUCAUUAUGGGACCGUCAGUUCACAAUCAGCGGAUAGAACGGCUUUGGAGAGACUUGGGUCGCGUUGUGAUUAAAUUGUUUCGAUCUAUCUUCAUUCACAUGGAAAAUAUGCGAAUUUUGGAUAUGACCAGUGCCCGCGACAUGAUGGUUUUGCACUUAGUAUUCACGGAAAGAAUUCAGGAUAAGCUAAAUAGCUUUAUUUCCUUUUUUAAUAACCACAAAUUGCGCACGGAGGGCGAGAAGUCACCAAGGCAGUUGUUUGUUCUCGGCUGUAAUCAGAAGGGAUUGAAAGGUUUUCCUCUGGAAGAAAUCUUGUCGGCUGAUAAUGCACUGCCUGACGCCGACGUGGAUGUCGCAGAAAAUUUCCCGCAGUACUUAAGAAAUCAAGUUGGCCAUUCCAGGGAUUCUGUCCCGGUGUGCGAUAUAAUCAGCCGCUUCCCUGUUGAAGCUCAGUUAAUUCGGGCUAGUAUGGAUCUGAUGCGGGAUGAUGGGUUUCAUGGAAUUCAGGUUUUUUGCGAAGCAAAGGAAAUGUUACAACAUUAUUUUGGAUAAAGCUGCGUUAAGGAGUCCGGCAUCCCUGCACGCACGCGGGAUCGGUUGACGUGGAUCACGCUGCAUCAUUUAUCUUCCCAUGGCUAUGAAGAUCGGCAGAUGAACAAGCGACGACUCUGUCAGCUGACUGGCAUCCAGGAUGAUUUGCGGGCAAGUUUUGCGGCCAUGAAGGCCAUCGCCAUAGCCACCAAACUGAAUCCCCAACAGCGUGCGGAAACAAUCAAGGGUAUUUUAAAUGACCUUGACCGAGGCCAAGAGGCCCAGAAAAUUCUACAGACGUUCGGCAUCAAAAUUAGUAAAGAAUUGCUACGUAUGCCUGGGCGAGUGUUACAGCGCGAACAGCUUUAUCUGUGGUCAAUCACCAAAUCCCGUUACUGUUCCGGAAAACGGCGACUGGACGCGUAAUACGACCGGUGGAAAGCUUAUGGAUCCCAGAGGGGCGGAACAUUGGACCUUGAUUUUCGAAAAGCGGGACCAAAAAUGUGCGGAAGAUUCUGCUCGCGCCUUCCGUGACGCCAGUCAAAGUCUUGGCAUGCCGCUCGGAAAUCCUCAGAUAAUGAUGCUAACUGCCGAUCAAAACAUCACAUAUGCCCGUAGCAUUGCUAAAGCCGCGGUGGAAAACGAAGUCAUUAUGAGUCGUACACUGGGAAGGUCAGAUCGUUUGCGCGCAUUUGCGCAGAAAAUCGCUUUGCAAAUCAAUUGCAGGCUGGGUGGAUCCAUUUGGCAUAUGGCUAAAAUGCUGACAAUAAGAAAGAUCCAAUGAGUCUUGUGGUGAUUGGAGUGGACGCCUGUUACGACAUCAAACGAAGAAAAGAUUCGAUCGCAGCUUUGGUGGCUAGCACGGACGACGAUUUCACGCACUGGCAUAGUCGUUGUAACUUUCAGCCACCAAAAACGGAUUUGGCAUCAGGGUUAAAGUUUUCGUUCGCUUGUGCAAUGAUUUCGUAUGCAAGGGUAUGAGCGUUUUAGUAGAACAUAAGAGAUUUGACUUUCUCAGACGUUUUGCAGGUAGUCCCGGUCAAUGCCGUUGAUUUAUCAAGACCAGUCCAUUUCGGAAUCUCACAUCCAUACUCGGAAACACUACAGUAUUUUUGAUGAAAGUACAGUAUUGCUGACGGAAGGUCUUGCAUUUUUCUUGCGUGCCGUGUAUUAAAUUAUGAUUUUAUUUUCGUGUUGAUAUUAAUUUAUGCUUAAAAAAGUACCUGUUAAGUAUCUCAUGGUCAGUCAGCGGUUACGAUACUCGUACUGCCGAUUACGUUAUCCUGUACGUUACCACUACCGUAAAGUCCAUGUAUUAUUUUCCAUGGCUGUAUG